This is a messenger RNA of Ostrea edulis (European flat oyster), 966 nucleotides long. RefSeq names its product growth arrest and DNA damage-inducible proteins-interacting protein 1-like. Gene Ontology annotation, cellular component: nucleus. Bases 207 to 944 code for a protein of 245 amino acids. The record is from RefSeq and is a predicted model, not a curated record. NCBI's taxonomy places the organism in Eukaryota, Metazoa, Mollusca, Bivalvia, Ostreida, Ostreidae. The transcript is spliced from 2 exons.
AUCCGGAAUAUAGUUGAAAUUUUCUUCAAAAUCGAGAUUGAUCUUCAUUCAAAUCUAUUCGAAAGUUCGAUUUUUUAUCAGAUGAUUUAUCAAAGUUUCUAUUGAGCUUUGUUUUUUGUUAUGAUUAUGAGAAAGGGGAGCUGAGAACAUUUCACAGUAGACCUAGCAGACAAACCGCCGUUGGUUCAGAGUUUAUAUAAGAAAUAAUGGCUGCUUCCAUAGUGCGAUAUCGUUUUUCGAAAACAAUUUGUUGUAAAAAGCAUCUAUUUACAAAGUUUUCAGUGCGGUCUGCAAGCAAAUACAGUAAAACAAUCGACAAAGUGGAAGAGCCAUAUGAAGAUAUUCGGGAUGUCAGUCGUUUACCAGAGAGACUGAAGGUUAAACUAAAGAAGAACACUGUAAAUGCCAUGCCGACUCCCGAUUACGUUCCAAACUAUUUAACAAAUAAUUCACGGGGUAUAAAGCGAUUUAAAAGAAAAACUUUUGCAAAGUAUGGACAAAAAUAUGACAUUAAUCCCGCAACUUUAUGGCCAACAGAGGAGGAGUUGGAAAAGGAAAAAUUGAGAAAUGUAUAUUUUGAUCCUCCUUUAGAAGAAAGUAUGGAAAAGUUGAGACUUUCAAAAGAGGAAGAAGAAAAUAAUAUACGUAAAAGGCAAGAAGAAAUUGAAAAGAAUAUGGGAAAAAUGAAGGAUUGGAUAAAAGCAUAUGAAGAUCGAAAAAAGAAUGCAGUGUUAACUGAACAAAGAGAUGAUGAAAGGCGGAAAAAGAUGAUUGACAAACUACAUGACCAUUUUGGCUAUCAAAUUCAUCUGCACUCCACUAAAGCGAGAGAAUACCUGAAAGAGCUAACAGAGAAGGAAAAGAAGGAGAAGAAACUUCAACACAAACAAGACAAACGGGACAAAGCCCAGCUACAACAGGGAAUGUCACAAAGUGAAGAAUAAAAUCAAAUUUAUAAAACUACCA